UGCUGGGACCCGACAAUGCCCAGGCACGGAAGCGGCGGCUUUUGCACCACGCUGUCUUCAGACUGGGCACGGAGAAGGGGCAGCCCUCCACUGCCAGGCAGUCCACUUGCCUGUACGCAAGCCCCUGUUGUGUGCAGACGUCCGACUGCAUCUGUACUGGCCACCACAGAGCUUCCAAAGGCCCGUGCAGGAAGAGUGCCAGAACUUCCCAUCCUGGAGAAAAGGAACUGGCUGAUCCACCUGUACUACAUCCGCAAAGACUAUGACUUGUGUAAGAUUGCUAUAAAAGAGCAACUUCAGGAGACCCAAGGACUGUGUGAAUAUGCCAUUUAUGUUCAAGCUUUGAUCGAUCGCUUGGAGGGGCGGAUUCACGAAUCGCUCGAGCUGUUCCAGACGUGUGCUAUUCUGAAGCCUCGGAAUGCAGACAACCUCAAGCAAGUGGCCCGAUCAUUGUUUCUCCUGGGAAAACACAAGGCAGCCAUUGAAGUGUACAAUGACGCAGCUCAGCACAAUCAGAAGGACUGGGAGAUUUGCCACAACUUGGGUGCCUGCUACAUGCAGCUGAAGUAUUUCAACAAGGCCAAGGACCAGCUGAACAACGCGCUGCAGCUCAGCCGACACGACCUGACGUACAUGAUGCUGGGGAAGAUCCACCUGCUGGAAGGGCAAAAGGAGCAGGCCAUCGACGUCUACAAGAAAGCCGUGGAGUUCUCUCCAGAAAACACAGAGCUCCUUACAACUCUGGGCCUGCUCUACCUGGAGCUUGAAAUUUAUCAGAAGGCCUUUGAGCACCUGGGGAAUGCUCUCACGUACGACCCCAGCAACUACAAGGCCAUCUUGGCGGCCGGCAGUAUGAUGCAGACGCAUGGCGAUUUUGAUGUCGCCCUCACGAAAUACCGAGUGGUCGCUUGCGCUGUUCCCGAGAGCCCCCCGCUCUGGAACAACAUUGGGAUGUGCUUCUUUGGAAAGAAGAAGUAUGUGGCGGCCAUCAGCUGCCUGAAACGAGCAAACUACCUCGCACCCUUUGACUGGAAGAUUCUGUACAACCUAGGACUGGUCCAUCUAACGAUGCAGCAGUACGCCUCUGCCUUCCACUUUGUCAGCGCAGCGAUCCAUCUCCAGCCAAAGCUGGCGGACCUCUACAUGUUGCUGGCAGUUGCAUUGACAAACCUCGAAGAUGCUGAGAACUCCAAGCUGGCCUAUCAGAAAGCUUCGGCACUGGACACGUGCAACCCUCUGAUAAGCCUGAAUUACGUGAUUCUGUUGUACAACCAGGGGGACCACAAGGGGGCUGCUCUUCAGUACUGCGAGAUGAAACGGAAGGCCCAGGCAUUGGCGGACAGCACUUUGGAGUUUGAUCCGGAGAUGGUGGAUGUGGCGCAGAAAUUGGGUGCCGCCUUGCAGCUCGGAGAGGCGGCCGUCUGGACUCGGCCCGCGAAGGACGCCAGGUCAAAGCAGCGAGGGACCAGAUCGUCCGCCGCUCAGCCGCUGGGCUCCAACCAGGCCCUAGGGCAGGCCAUGUCCUCCGCCGCUGGCUACGCAAGGACCAUGAUGGCAGGUGCGGGAAGUUCAACUCAGCUGGCAAAAUGCCCCUCCCUCCCUCUGGAGCCCAGGUCCGAGUCUGCUCCUGAGGAAGCAUCAUCCACUGCAGAGGGCCGGGAGCAAAAUAGCAGAAGUCAGUCCACAGAAACUGGCAAAGAAUCUUGAACAGAUGCCUGACUUGGACAGUCUGGGGAGCUGCAGAGCUCUCGCCCUGCUAGAGGCAUAGAGCCAGUGUCAAAUGGACAUUUAGAAUUCCACAAACCUUGCUCUAUUGGAAGUCAUAUGCCUAUCCUAUUUCCUUGAGCUAAAAGGAUGUUUGGGAAUUGAAUUUUAUCUGUUUUCCUCAACACUCCACCUGCAGGCAAGUUAAAGAUCCGAUCAAGAUAGAAGCAAGAUUUGGGAGAAGUCUUCUUUGGAGGAAAAUAGCCCUUGGCAGCAGAAAAAUAAGCGGAUGAAUAAACAUCACAGUCCCUUUUGGGAAAACUACCAGCUUGGUGCCAAGGUCUCCAUCUUCUGGCUUUGAUGUUCCUUCUCAUGGCAGAACGGUACCACCAGCCAACUCUUACGGGAACAGAGGCACCUGUGCUGCACGCCUCAGUCCCGCCUUGUUGAGGGUCAGCAGUUCUGGAUUAGACGCAGCUGCAGACGCCCUCACACUGGUCUUGUGUUGCCUGCCUCCUCUCUGGGUCCUAGCGACAGCGGCCUGGAUGGCCACUGCAAAUGGCCUUCUUUCAUUGGCCGGUAGAAUUUGCUAUGGCAGACCAUUUGGCGUAAGACACAUACUUUGUUUAUAGGGAAGCUUAAAAAAAGAUGUAAUAAAUCGAACAAAUUUCCUUUAUUAUA
Varanus komodoensis (Komodo dragon) is the source of this 2385-nucleotide messenger RNA. RefSeq names its product Bardet-Biedl syndrome 4 (gene BBS4). Gene Ontology annotation, biological process: cilium assembly; protein localization to cilium. Gene Ontology annotation, cellular component: ciliary basal body. Lineage: Eukaryota; Metazoa; Chordata; Lepidosauria; Squamata; Varanidae. The transcript is spliced from 16 exons. Gene Ontology annotation, molecular function: protein binding. The record is from RefSeq and is a predicted model, not a curated record. Bases 16 to 1707 code for a protein of 563 amino acids.